CGAGGCGAUUACGACGUCAUGGGUGACGAUGACGCCGAUGCGGGCGGACCGAACGAUCCGGUGCGAUCGGUACAAGGUUGGAUCGUACUCGUCACGGGCGUGCACGAGGAGGCGCAGGAGGACGACGUGCACGAGGCGUUCGCGGACUUUGGAGAGAUUAAAAACCUCCACUUGAACCUCGAUCGCCGCACGGGAUACGUGAAAGGUUACGCAUUGGUAGAGUACGACACCAAGGCUGAGGCGCAGGCCGCGAUCGACGGCAUGGACGGCGAGACCGUGCUCGACCAGCCCGUACGCGCGAGCUGGGCGUUCGUUCGAGGC
Molecule: messenger RNA, 321 nt
Organism: Ostreococcus lucimarinus CCE9901
Lineage: Eukaryota; Viridiplantae; Chlorophyta; Mamiellophyceae; Mamiellales; Bathycoccaceae
Exons: 1
Biological process (GO): RNA splicing
Cellular component (GO): exon-exon junction complex; nucleus; cytoplasm
Molecular function (GO): mRNA binding
Source: RefSeq, a predicted model, not a curated record